This is a messenger RNA of Procambarus clarkii (red swamp crayfish), 3099 nucleotides long. RefSeq names its product DDB1- and CUL4-associated factor 10 homolog. The record is from RefSeq and is a predicted model, not a curated record. Gene Ontology annotation, molecular function: protein binding. Lineage: Eukaryota; Metazoa; Arthropoda; Malacostraca; Decapoda; Cambaridae. Gene Ontology annotation, cellular component: Cul4-RING E3 ubiquitin ligase complex.
AGUGUAGAGGAGCCUGCCAGAACAGAGGUGGUGUGGGACAUGUUUGUUUGGUUUGAUCCCUCGAAAGUUUUUGUUGGGUGAGAAAAGUUGAAGGCAGUGGCUGAACUCAGCUGUUUCAAAUCCCAGUUGUGCUCGCCUCUCCACUCGCGUCCCCGCGCCACCCUCCAGGCCAGAAAAUGCACCCGUGAAGGCCCCGGCGGCCUCAUUUAACCCCCUCAUAAUGCCCAAAGUGAAGUCCGGGAGGAUGUACGGAAGCUGCUUUCCGGACUAUGAGUUGAGGCGGAGGGAGGCGGGUCUGAGGGCCACCCUAGGCUGGGAGUCUGGCAUCAGGCGCUCCCUCUACUCCUCCAUGAUCCCCUGCACCUCCUGGGACCCCAGGGAGAACGAUCCCAAGACUGGGUUCAUCGGCCAUGGUGGCGUCUUCAACCUUGAGUUCUCCCCCGAUGGGAGCCACCUGGUCGCUGCUUGUGAGCAGCGGGCAGUCAUGGUCUUUGACCCAUUGUCAAGACGCCAGAUCCAUCAUAUACCACACGCCCAUGAUAAUUGUGUUAAUUGUAUUAAGUUCUUAGACUCGCGAGUAUUUGCAUCAUGUAGUGACGAUCACACGGUAGCGCUGUGGGACGUUCGCAAUCUCAAGAGGCGGAUCCGUCUUCUACAAGGACACAGCAAUUGGGUCAAAAACAUAGAGUACUCUGCAGCUGAUGGGAUCCUGGUCACCUCGGGCUUCGACGGGAAAAUUUUAGGAUGGGAUAUUAAUGGGUACACGGAGGAAGGGUUGCUGUCAACGGAGCUGUUCAAGAUGCAGGGGCUAAUGAGAAUGCGUCUGAGCCCUGACUGCAGUAAACUAGUCAUGUGCACCACCGGUGGCUACAUGGUACUGGUGCACAAUCUUAGCCUGGAACACCUCUCUCAAGAUCUCCAGGAUUUCAAGCCAAACAUGUACCGUCUGAUGCAGCUAUCCAACACUCCGCUCCCUCAAGCGGCCAUGUUCACACACCUUUUCUAUGCUCAGCGAAACCGAAUUGAAUUCAUCUCCGACUUUCCCCCCUCCAAUGAAGCCGAAGUGAUCCAUUCUUUGCAAGUGCAUCCUCAGGGUUGGUGUGUCCUCUCUCGUAACACAUCUAUGGAAGAUUCUUCUGAGUGGAGCUGUGUCCAUGACAUUCAGGAACUAGGAGUAACAGCUUGUAAAGACGAAGAUGAAGAUGAACACAAGCACGACGAUAUUGAACCCUAUGAUGACAUUCCUUCAACUAGUGAACCAGAAGUGCAGAUAUCAUCAACUCAGAAUAGGCAGAUGAGUGGUGGAAGUAGCAAUAGCAGUAGUAGUAGUAGUAGUACUGGGAGUGAAGGAGGUGGUGGAAGUGGAAAUCUUCAUCUCUCCUUAACAUUCAGCCCCAGAGUGGAAAUUAUGUUAAGACACAGUCCUAGAGAUGAGGGUGAUGAUGGUGGUGGUGGGGAUAGUGGUAGUGAAGGUGGAGGUGGUGGUGAAGGAGGAGUAAGAAGUGGAAGCGCUGGUGGAGCUGGCGGAGGGGGAAGUGGUGGUUCUUAUGGAGCUGGUGCAAGCGGAAAUGGUGGUGUUGGUGUUGUCGAUGGUGCAGGCAUUGCUGUGGGUGCAGGUGGUGGAGGAGGAGGGGGAGGCGGAGGAGGAAUUGAUAUACAGUUUAGAUUCACCUCUAUGGACGUGUUCGAGGCUUUGGAACAUAUACGUGAACGUCGUGAAGAGCAGAGACUUCGACAAGGAAGGCAUCAACGCUCCACUAGAGAAGAAGGGGAAGGCUCCUCGGGGAGUGGGCCCGGGGAGGGGUCUUCCUCUACCUUACAACGUAUUGGUCGCAACAGGACGUUUAGUAUUCGCAGCAGGAGAGAACUAGACUCGAGAGAAAAUUCAGGUUCAGAGAGAACUGCUGGUAAUGCCUUUGACUCUCGAAAUGCAUUUUAUAUUAGAACUGGAUCAGGUAAUCACAGAGCAAUUUUGUUACUUCGUCCUGGACAGAACUAUCCACGAUACUAUCGCACUGUAGACCCGAACCACAAGAUUGCUAAAAAUAUACCACGUUUGACUCACUAUAUUGAAGAACCAAAUGUUGGCCGAGGUUUUAUCAAAGAAUUGUGCUUUAAUUCCGAUGGCCGGCUAAUAUGCUCCCCUUAUGCUCAUGGUGUGCGGCUGAUGAUGUUUGAUCAGAACUGCUCAGAGCUUUCUACGUGUGUUAAAGAUACCCCUCAGACUCUUUAUGAUGUGUCAACUAGUAAUUGUCAUUCAAACUGUGUUGUUAGUACCAAAUUUUCCCCUACGCACUGCCUUCUAGUCUCGGGUUGUCUUAAUGGCAAGAUUGUGUGGCACCAACCUGUUCUCUAGUGCAGAUAAAGAGUGAAUUAAAUGUGAUUAGUGUUUGUCUGUCACAGCUUGGACACAUUGUGCAGCUGCCACGUCAGUUUGUGUUUUCCUACCUAAAGUGAAAAUAUACGGUAUAGUGUUUUGGAAACCUAGUGAGCCAGUGCUACUGAAUAAUAAAAGAAGUGAAAUGGGAUUUUACACCUCACCUGACAGGCAAUCCUGUAUUCACAUCCAAAAGAUGCCCACGAAGCUUUGGGAUAAUUAAUAAUUUGCAGAUUGUGACUAUAAAACUGUUUAUAUUGCCACACUUAGUCAAUUAUUUUUAGAAGUAACUUUUUAUAGUAGUUGCUUUUCAUCCAGUCUUCCUUAUUUGAAGCAGGCAGCAGUAUUUACAGUGUUGGUUUUGUGUGUUAGUAAAUGGAAAACUUGUGUGAGAUUAUGCUAGUUUGUCUUAAAUACUUCAAAUUUUGCCCCAUUUAAUAAGCAUCAUGUUCUACUGUGGUCCAUCAGCCUGUGAUGGUAUUUACAAGUUUUAUUUUUAAUGUAACUCAUAAGGAUUGCUAGAGAGUGUGUGAACGUGCAAAAUCUACAUUAAACUGUUGUACAGUAUUUGGUUUGUUCAUUUGUAAUUUGACACAUCAGAGUACAGUUAGUUGUAUAUUGUAGGAAGUGUAUGGCUUAACUCAGAUUCCUGGAUAUGUAAUUGUCUAUCAUACGUUUAUUCUUAUUUAGAUUCAAUUAUAUGUUUAUAUUGUUUUAUUUUA